This is a messenger RNA of Leptonychotes weddellii (Weddell seal), 1101 nucleotides long. The record is from RefSeq and is a predicted model, not a curated record. NCBI's taxonomy places the organism in Eukaryota, Metazoa, Chordata, Mammalia, Carnivora, Phocidae.
GGCGCUGAGGGGAGAGGCGCCGCCGCCAGCGCCGCCGCUGGGACCCGUUAGAGCGGAAGCGCCGCCGCCGCCGCCUUCACUGUCCCGGGGACCCUGAUUCCUGGCAGGUGGGAGGCGGGAGCCAUGUCGAAGCGGCUUCGGAGCAGCGAGGUGUGCGCUGACUGCAGCGGGCCGGAUCCUUCCUGGGCAUCAGUAAAUAGGGGGACUUUUAUAUGUGACGAGUGCUGCAGUGUCCAUCGGAGCCUAGGGCGCCACAUCUCUCAAGUAAGGCAUCUUAAACACACACCGUGGCCUCCCACGUUGCUGCAGAUGGUUGAAACCUUGUAUAAUAAUGGUGCUAAUUCUAUAUGGGAGCAUUCUUUGCUGGACCCUGCCUCUAUUAUGAGCGGAAGACGUAAAGCUAAUCCACAGGAUAAAGUACAUCCUAAUAAAGCGGAAUUCAUCAGAGCCAAGUAUCAGAUGUUAGCGUUUGUCCAUCGCUUGCCUUGCAGGGAUGAUGACAGCGUGACUGCCAAAGACCUUAGCAAGCAACUCCACUCAAGCGUGAGAACGGGGAAUCUCGAAACCUGUUUGAGGCUGUUAUCUUUAGGAGCACAAGCCAACUUCUUUCACCCUGAAAAAGGAAACACCCCACUCCACGUUGCCUCCAAAGCAGGGCAGAUUUUACAGGCGGAAUUACUGGCAGUAUAUGGAGCAGACCCAGGCACACAGGAUUCUAGUGGAAAAACUCCUGUGGAUUAUGCGAGGCAAGGAGGGCACCAUGAGCUGGCAGAACGCCUUGUAGAAAUACAGUAUGAGCUGACUGACAGACUAGCCUUCUAUCUCUGUGGCAGGAAACCAGAUCACAAAAAUGGACAGCACUUUAUAAUACCUCAAAUGGCAGACAGACGGCUCAGCCUGGAUUUGUCUGAAUUGGCAAAAGCUGCUAAGAAGAAACUUCAGUCCGUGAGUAUCUCUGUUUCCUAGUGAAGUUCAGUGUGGGAAACCAUGCAUCCUGCUAAUACCUGUCCUCAGCCCAUUACCUGCUGCACCAGAUGACUUAGUUUUCAUACUCUGGGAUGUUAUAAAAUCCAAAGCAGAGCGUUGAGUACAUAGAGAAGA